CGGUGAAACUUCAGGGUAGUGCAGAAAAAUCAAAACAUUGAAGGAAUUUUCACGUGCGUAGUUUUUCUUGGAAGUUUUGAGAUAAAUGUCGAAGAUUUUCACACCAACAAAUCAAAUUAGGCUGACCAAUGUCGCCGUGGUGCGAAUGAAGAAGGGCGGGAAGAGAUUCGAGAUUGCCUGCUACAAGAAUAAAGUCAUUUCCUGGAGGAAUAAUGUGGAGAAGGACAUUGAUGAAGUCCUGCAGACGCACACAGUCUUCACGAACGUGUCAAAAGGUCAAGUGGCCAAGAAAGAGGAUCUAAUGAAGGCUUUUGGGAUUGAGGAUCAAACGGAGAUUUGCAAAAGAAUCCUCGCCAAUGGGGAGCUUCAGGUGUCCGACAAGGAGCGACACACCCAUCUGGAUUCCCUGUUUAAGGACAUUGCAACAAUUGUCACGGAUAAAUGCGUUAAUCCGGACACAAAGCGCCCCUACCCAGUGUCAAUGAUUGAGAAAGCCAUGCGGGAUGUUCAUUUCUCCGUGAAGCCCAACAGGAAUAGCAAGCAACAGGCUCUCGAGGUGAUCACCCUGCUGAAGGAGAGCAUUCCCAUUGAACGUGCCCGGAUGCGCAUAAAGAUUGUCGUUGGCGGGAAGGAAGCUCGAAAAAUUCGCGAAAAGGUCCUUCAGCUUGCACCUACUGUUGAACAGGAAGACUGGACCAGUGGCACCCUCUCCCUCAUCUGCCUCAUUGAUCCUGGACAUUUCCGUGCCGUCGAUGAGAUUGUCAAAGGCGAAACGCACGGAAGUGGAAGCCUGGAAUUGCUGGACCUCAAGGAAGUCACGGAAGGUGAUGAAAUGCUCGAGUAGCGCCCCCCAGUCAUGCUUCAAUCACACCUCAGUGUAAUUACAUCUUCCCGUGUAAAUUAAAUCUCCAAUAAAAUCAUUUUUUUGUUUUUUAAUUUAAAGAUUAA
Molecule: messenger RNA, 948 nt
Organism: Lutzomyia longipalpis
Lineage: Eukaryota; Metazoa; Arthropoda; Insecta; Diptera; Psychodidae
Gene: Sbds
Product: ribosome maturation protein SBDS
Exons: 2
Coding region: 86-844 (252 amino acids)
Biological process (GO): ribosome biogenesis; cytosolic ribosome assembly
Source: RefSeq, a predicted model, not a curated record